Messenger RNA from Talaromyces atroroseus, 1290 nucleotides. RefSeq names its product putative dipeptidase CP. Gene Ontology annotation, biological process: proteolysis. NCBI's taxonomy places the organism in Eukaryota, Fungi, Ascomycota, Eurotiomycetes, Eurotiales, Trichocomaceae. The transcript is spliced from 3 exons. The record is from RefSeq and is a predicted model, not a curated record. Gene Ontology annotation, molecular function: metallodipeptidase activity. Bases 1 to 1290 code for a protein of 429 amino acids.
AUGGCAAGCCAAACCCUCUACCUCGGACGACUAGACUCGGUCUCCACAUCACUAUGUCUCUUCACUUUGUUGACUGGAUCGUUAUGGAUCGCGUAUCGACUGGGAUCAAGAAAUGAUAUUGCGGACUCGGAUUAUGCCGGUCGAGCAGCUCGAGUCCUCAAAAGCACUCCCUUGAUCGACGGCCAUAAUGACCUGCCUUACCUACUUCGCAUUGAGUUGCAAAACCAAAUCAAUGACGGCAAAUUUACUUUUCAAGAAGGCUUGGCCAGUCAUACAGACCUCAAGCGCAUGCAGAAGGGCCGAGUUGGGGGCCAAUUCUGGUCGGUCUUCAUGGAAUGCCCUGAUACCGAAAACAUCGACGACCCCAGUCAUGUUGUUCGCGACACGCUGGAACAAAUCGACGUAGCCCGUCGCUUCAUCGAAAUGACGCCCGAAUUGGAAUUCUGCGCAACGGCCUCAGAUGCCGUAAAGGCAUUCAAAGCCGGGAGGAUAGGAUCUAUGCUCGGUGCAGAGGGCCUGCACCAAACUGGCUCAUCGAUCGCAGUUAUUCGCCAGCUGUGGGAUCUGGGAGUUCGAUACAUCACCAUCACGCACAAUAGCGAUAACGCGUACGCGACAGCGGCGGCCACCGUGACCGCGACCGGUAAAGAUGCAGGGCUUUCACCAUUCGGAGCUGCCGCAAUUCGCGAAAUGAAUCGUCUCGGUAUGAUGGUGGAUCUGUCGCAUGCGUCACAUCGCACAAUGAGACAAGUACUAGAGAUUACUCGGUCUCCCGUCAUCUUCAGUCAUAGUACCUGCUACUCUUUAGCACGGAAUUAUCGAAAUGCACCCGACGACGUGAUCAAAGCUCUCAAGUCUAAUGGGGGCGUUUUGAUGGUCAUGUUCGUCAAGAGAUUCCUUAAAGCGGACGAUCCUGAUACGGCCAAUAUCGAAACGGUCGUCGAUCAUAUCAUGCAUAUUGUGGAUCUUGCAGGAUGGGAUCACGUCGGUAUAGGAGGUGAUUUCGAUGGCACAGUCACGCUAGCAAAUGGCAUUUCGUCGGUGGCAGACUAUCCACUGUUAAUCGAGGCUGUGAUGCGACGAGGAGCGACGGAUAGUCAAGUGAAGAAACUCGUGGGGCUGAAUAUUUUGAGGGCCUGGGCUGAGAAUGAGCGCAAUGCAAAAGUUCUCGCCGAUGAGCUACCAGUUGAAGAGGUUUGGGGAGGAAGAAGUUGGUCAAGAUGGAACAAUCCGCUCCCAAACAUGAUUCCAGGUAAUCCAGAUCGUAUACCUGCUCAAGAUUAUCAAUGA